Molecule: messenger RNA, 216 nt
Organism: Didymodactylos carnosus
Lineage: Eukaryota; Metazoa; Rotifera; Eurotatoria; Philodinida; Philodinidae
Source: the annotation of a GenBank genome assembly
AUGGCUGAACUCUGUAAGUUGUGCAUUGAAAAUGUAACCAAUCGUAAUUUCUAUUAUUACCGUUUUAAAGAUGAACAAACAUCAAAUUUAAAAGAUGAAGAUUUUCUAUCAAAAAAAUAUCUAUUAACAUCGACAUAUUUACAUUGUGGCAAAACGUUGCAUGAUCAAAUCAAUAUAAUUCGUCAAAAUAUUGAGCACAUGGAAGACAAGACAUAA